Fomitiporia mediterranea MF3/22 is the source of this 324-nucleotide messenger RNA. RefSeq lists its product as uncharacterized. The coding region runs from base 1 to 324 and encodes 107 amino acids. The transcript has a single exon. The record is from RefSeq and is a predicted model, not a curated record. NCBI's taxonomy places the organism in Eukaryota, Fungi, Basidiomycota, Agaricomycetes, Hymenochaetales, Hymenochaetaceae.
AUGGCGCUUGCAGCAGCGGCCCCGGGUUCUCACCUCCUAGGUCGUGACGAUGAGAUCCCUGUCGUUUGUUCCCAGUCGCUCUCGAACGGCGUUCAGACAGUCGAUGGCCAGAAUGGACAACCUUGGACCGUUGACGUUGAGCCUUGCCCCUCUGGGCAUCGCUGUGCCAGUCCAAUUUUUAAUCCCAACACAAAUGACUUCUAUUUUAAUCUCGGGGUAGGAUUCGCAGUCCGACUAUUUGUAGUACCAGCUAAUCCUAUACGUGUUUCUAGGACUGCGCUUAAACAGAUCGAUGGAUCCGCUACCGAAUCAUACAAGACGUGA